UUUUUUCCAGAUGAAAAAGUUUUUGGUAACACGUGAAUUUCAGGUCAAUUUUACUGAUGCUCUCAAAAAUGAUCAAUUAGAAAAUUGGCACAAUUGUAGAAUUGAACAAGUAGAAAAUAUCGGACAAUUUUUGAAGAGUCUGAAAAUCCAAGGAUACGGUUUUGAAACAUCUGUUAUUUGCAAACAUUUGUGCGAUAAUUUUUCAAAAUUCUACACAUUAUUUUGGCAAAUUGAACAAUCUCCGAAGAAAAAUCAAUUUUUGAGAAUCGGAAAAUUUCUCAGCACAUUGAGAAGCGACCGCGACGAAAAAGAUGUCAUCAAAGAGUUUAAUCGCAAACUUAUAAAAUACAAACAGCAAAAAAGAUGGUCGAAAAUGUUCGAGUACUGCAAAUUCUAUGUGGACUCAAUACUAGAGCAAUUGAGAACUCAGUAUCAUUUAGAUAUACGAAUUGAGGGUGAUGAUGGAAAAUUUUAUUACACAUUUUCUGACGCUGAAAAAAAGAAAAAUGGCAGAAUUAAGUCUGAACAAUUUUUGAAUGUACAUCAGCGGACAGGUAGACACAAUUGGUAUCCUUCAAAAUCGCUUAGAGAGCGGCCUAGAAAAAUUAAAGAAUCUUCGGUGGAAGCUUCGAUAGUGCCAAAAUCUAUAAAUCACUCUGAAAUUCGAAGAUGUCGCUCUGCUGAGCAGCUCUCGUGCUUUUCCCAAACUUCUCAGGAAGUCAAGAAUUUUGAAACUAAACCAGACGACCUGGAGGCACAGGAAUUAAUUAUCAAAGAAACAAGAGGUUGCAGUACUGUGUCUGUAACGCUUCAAAACUCUGAAGCCCCUGAGAAUAUUCUGGAAGAUCGUAUAGAGCAAGAAAAUCUUAGAAAACUUGGAGAAACAAGAACAUUCCGAGCUUUAAGUAUCGAAUCCGUCGAGUCGGAUGUAACUGAUAAUUCAUUUGAAAUGAAGUUGAAGGCACAAGAAGCAGAAGGUGCUGCAAAACUUCUGGAAGCACAAAGUAACCGGGAGAAUACGAAUUUCGUCAAGAAAGAACUUCACAAAUUGAUUAAUAGUUUUUGA
Molecule: messenger RNA, 1066 nt
Organism: Caenorhabditis elegans
Lineage: Eukaryota; Metazoa; Nematoda; Chromadorea; Rhabditida; Rhabditidae
Gene: Y6E2A.7
Product: SPK domain-containing protein
Exons: 8
Coding region: 11-1066 (351 amino acids)
Source: RefSeq, marked reviewed